AGCUGUGCAUUUACCAUCAUUCCCCGUCAUUCAAGAAUAUUUCGACAUGGAUAUAUUUUUGGCAUUAAAGACAAAUGUAUUAUCCAUUGUAAUCGUUGUGAUGGUUCUGUUAUUGUUAUGGAAGAGUCGAGGAAAGCAAAGUAACUUUCAACGCCUGCCUCCAGGACCGCGUCCGUUACCACUGCUUGGGAAUAUUUUUCAGUUUGAUGGGAAGCAAGCAUACAGAUAUUAUCUUGAGCUCAGUAAAAAGUACGGCUCGGUGGUUACCAUCUGGUUGUCGACCACUCCUGUGGUGAUCAUUUCUGGAUAUCAAGCCCUGAAGGAUACCCUUAUUGGUCUCGGUGAGGAAUUCAGUGGCAGGUCCAGCUAUCCCAUGAUCAUGAAGGCCACACAUGGAUAUGGUGUUUUGUCCACCAGUGGACACAGGUGGAGGGAGAUGCGCAGGUUCUCACUUAUGACCCUAAAAAACUUUGGAAUGGGCCGCAGGAGUAUUGAGGAAAAAGUCCAAGACGAGGCUAAGAAUCUUGUGAAAAUGAUGAACAAAUAUGAAGGUCUUGCAUUCAGCCCUGCAGACAUGGUGUCUAAUGCUGUGGCCAAUGUGAUCUGCAGCAUUGUCUUUGGUCAUAGGUUUGAAUUUGAAGAUCCACAGUUUAAGUUUCUACUUGGGACAGUAAAUAACUAUUUCAAGAUGCUUAAUAGCCCCCUUGGACAGAUCUAUAAUAUUUUUCCUAGGCUAGUCAGUCUUUUGCCAGGUAAACACCAUGAGGUAUUCAGAAACUUGAAAAAGGCCAGAGAAUACUGUAUUUCUGAGACCAAGGCCCGAAUGAAUAAUAUAGAGGAUCCCUCAUGCCCAAAGGACUUUAUUGAGGCCUUUGUGUUGAAAAUGGAAGAGGAGAAAAACAAUCCUGACACAGAAUAUAAUCUUGAAAACAUUGUGUCACUAAUAUGGAACUUGUUCAAUGGUGGCACAGAAACCACCUCAUCCACCAUCAGACAGUCUCUGCUUCUUAUGAUGAAGCACCCAGAUAUUCAAGAGCGUGUUCAACGGGAAAUUGAUGGGGUUAUAGGACAGGAACGUUGGCCUUCCAUUGAAGACAGGCAGAACCUGCCGUAUACAGAUGCUGUUCUCCACGAGGUGCACCGCAGCAUGGAUCUCGCGCCCAUCGCUGUCCCUCACAAGAUGAUGUGUGACACUGAAUAUAAUGGCUAUGUCAUUCCUAAGGGAACUGUGGUUUAUCCACUGUUAUCAUCUGUGCUUUUUGACCCAAAACUGUGGAAGAACCCAAACUGCUUUGAUCCAGAGAACUUCCUGGAUGAAAAUAAACGAUUUAAGAAGAACGACGCAUUUGUUGUAUUCGGCAUGGGUAAGCGAGCGUGUCUGGGUGAAGCUCUGGCCCGGAUGGAAUUUUUUCUCAUCUUCACUACUCUGCUACAACGCUUCACCUUCAAAGCCACAGUGCCACCAGAAGAGCUCGACACAACCCCCACCAACUGCAGUUUUGGCCGAAUGCCUCUCAUAUACGAGUGCUAUGCCAUUCCUAGGACAUAGAGGGUGCAAAAGUCCACAUCCAUGAUUUAUCACCAAAAUGAGUGUAGGAUAGAGAUUUUCAGCUAACCGUGGACAUAGGGUGUGUUGGACUAUAAA
This is a messenger RNA of Misgurnus anguillicaudatus (oriental weatherfish), 1645 nucleotides long. The record is from RefSeq and is a predicted model, not a curated record. NCBI's taxonomy places the organism in Eukaryota, Metazoa, Chordata, Actinopteri, Cypriniformes, Cobitidae.